AUGCUGCGCUCUCACGUCACGAAGGUCGCUAAAUCGCGUCGUUUUGUUCGUCGCUUCACAUCCGAAGCAAAGGAAGAAAUUGAAAAGAAAGUGGCGCCUACGCCUGCUCCUGUUGUUGUGAAGAAAGGCGGCAGUUCAUUCAUGCAGCGUAUCGUGUCAUUCGGUGUUGGUGUGGCCGUGGGCGCUGGUUACGGUCUCUACGUGCUGACGGAGGAUGUGGAGCACUCUACGCAGCAGAUUCAGAGCUCAGUGGGAAGCCUCAGGGAUGAGAUGAUUGCGCAGAACACGGCACUCACGAAGCGGAUCGAAGCACUGGAGAAGAAGAACUGA
Molecule: messenger RNA, 330 nt
Organism: Peronospora farinosa
Lineage: Eukaryota; Oomycota; Peronosporomycetes; Peronosporales; Peronosporaceae
Source: the annotation of a GenBank genome assembly